GUUGGGAUGGUGGACUUCGUCCUCUCGCAACGUGGGGGCAAAUCUCCAGGACCGUAAAUCCAAUGGCUGGUGGCAUGCCACGAACCAUAUGUCGGGAUGGAUCUAAGUCGAUCGGCCUCUGAUAUAAAUACCCGUAUCCGCCGUGAUCCUCUUAGAUCGCAUAGCGGAUUCAGGAUGCAAGCUACUCUCGAUUGCAAAGACAAGGGUAAAAGCUCGUGGCCAGAGAUGGUUGGGAUGAACGGAGAGAUGGCAGCGAUGACGAUCCAGAAAGAGAAUCCUCACGUGGAAGCCAUUGUGUUGCUGGAAGGAACGCCGGUCACCACGGAUUACAGAUGCGACCGGGUUUGGGUGUGGGUGAACCAGAACGAAUUAGUGGUGGCGGAGCCUCAUAUCGGAUAGAAUGGAUGCAUUUUGUAAAUGUGAAUGUAUGCACGUGUGGACCAAUGUUUGCAUGUGCAUGGGGUGAGUUCUAUAAGAAUGCUAUGUUAAUGGCACUGAUAUGAAUAAAAGGCAAGUAAGGGCCUG
Messenger RNA from Magnolia sinica, 525 nucleotides. RefSeq names its product inhibitor of trypsin and hageman factor-like. Gene Ontology annotation, biological process: response to wounding. Gene Ontology annotation, molecular function: serine-type endopeptidase inhibitor activity. The transcript is spliced from 2 exons. The record is from RefSeq and is a predicted model, not a curated record. Bases 97 to 399 code for a protein of 100 amino acids. Lineage: Eukaryota; Viridiplantae; Streptophyta; Magnoliopsida; Magnoliales; Magnoliaceae.